Mesoplodon densirostris (Blainville's beaked whale) is the source of this 2449-nucleotide messenger RNA. RefSeq names its product zinc finger protein 397 (gene ZNF397). NCBI's taxonomy places the organism in Eukaryota, Metazoa, Chordata, Mammalia, Artiodactyla, Ziphiidae. The record is from RefSeq and is a predicted model, not a curated record. Gene Ontology annotation, molecular function: RNA polymerase II cis-regulatory region sequence-specific DNA binding; DNA-binding transcription factor activity, RNA polymerase II-specific. Gene Ontology annotation, biological process: regulation of transcription by RNA polymerase II. The transcript has 4 exons. Bases 151 to 1749 code for a protein of 532 amino acids.
GGUCUUUGUGGCUCGCGGCUGUAGGUUCGCGGCUCGUGCCCUGGCGGCUCCUGAGCUUCGCGGAAAGAAGAGAUUACUCAAAAGAAACUCCGAAGUAGAGGACCCAGUUGUAGUGAGCUUUUUGCUAAGCUGUUUCAGCCCAGAACGGGUAUGGAAUCCAGAGCAGUUUCAACCCCAAUACCUCAGAAUUCUCAGGAACAAGAGCUAAUACUAGUGAAAGUAGAAGAAAGCCUUUCUUGGGGUCAGAAACUUAAGCAGAAUGGGAGUACCCGAUCCUGCCAGGAAUUGUUUCGCCAGCAGUUCAGAAAGUUUUGCUACCAGGAGACACCUGGGCCCCGGGAGGCUCUGGGCCGACUCCAGGAGCUUUGCUGUCAGUGGCUGAGGCCAGAGUUGCACACGAAGGAGCAGAUCCUGGAGCUGCUGGUGCUGGAGCAGUUCCUGAGCAUCCUGCCUGAGGAGCUGCAGAUCUGGGUUCAGCAACACAGUCCAAAAAGUGGCGAGGAAGCUGUGACUCUGUUGGAGGAUUUGGAGAGGGAAUUUGAUGAUCCAGGGCAGCAGGUCCCAGCUAGUCCACAGGGACCAGCAGUGCCAUGGACGGAUUUGACAUGUCUUGGAGCAUCCCAGGAGUUAACAAACAUCGAACUCCAGCCUCUAAAGACACAGCUGAAACCCUGGGAACCUUGCCUUUCCCCCAGAAGCGAUUGUGAGAAUAAUGGAUCAGCAACAAAGAAGGACAUUUCAGGAGAGAAAUCGCAAAGACUUCCCCAGGAGCCUUCAUUUGGAGGAAUUAGUGAACAUGAAAGCAGUUCAGAGUGGCAGCAAGGAAGUGCUACAGGGGAGAUAUUAAGAAGAUCCCCUUUCCAAGGGGGCAGUUUUAGUCAAGUAAUCUUCACACACAAAUCUCUAGGAAACAAAGACCAUCCUGAGCCCCAGAGAAGCUUGAUUCUAAAUACAAACUCUAUAACGUAUCAGAAAGUUCCUACAGAAGAGAGACCUUACAGGUGUGAUGUAUGCGGGCACAGCUUCAAACAGCAUUCUGCUCUAACACAACAUCAGAGAAUCCAUACUGGAGAAAAGCCAUACAAAUGUAGCCAGUGUGGGAAGGCCUUUAGUUUGAGGUCCUAUCUUAUUAUUCAUCAGAGAAUUCAUAGCGGUGAGAAAGCAUAUGAAUGUAGUGAAUGUGGGAAGGCCUUCAACCAGAGCUCAGCCCUCAUUAGACAUCGGAAAAUCCAUACUGGUGAGAAAGCUUGUAAAUGUAAUGAAUGUGGCAAAGCAUUCAGUCAAAGUUCAUAUCUCAUUAUCCAUCAAAGAAUUCACACUGGUGAGAAACCCUACGAGUGUAAUGAGUGUGGGAAGACCUUUAGCCAAAGCUCAAAGCUUAUUAGACACCAGCGAAUUCAUACAGGAGAAAGACCUUAUGAAUGUAAUGAGUGUGGAAAAGCUUUCAGGCAGAGCUCAGAGCUGAUAACCCAUCAGAGAAUACAUAGUGGAGAGAAACCCUAUGAAUGUAGUGAGUGUGGAAAAGCCUUCAGUCUGAGCUCAAACCUCAUCAGACACCAGAGAAUUCACAGUGGAGAGGAACCUUAUCAGUGUAAUGAGUGCGGCAAAACCUUCAAAAGGAGCUCAGCCCUUGUUCAACAUCAGAGGAUCCACUCUGGGGAUGAGGCUUACAUAUGUAGUGAAUGUGGGAAGGCUUUCAGGCACAGAUCAGUCCUCAUGCGCCAUCAGAGAGUCCACACUGUAAAGUGACUUAUGAAUACUGUAAAUACUUCAGUCAGGCUUCUAUCUUUGUUCGUCAAAAGGGUUUAAUUUACUUUGGAGUAAGACUCCAUGGAGGUGGUUGUACAGCACUAGGUCUCGAAUCAAUCUGACUUUAUACAGCACUUGCCAGUGCUCAUGCACAUUGUCCCCUGAAAGCUUUUCCUGUCACUAAUUAGAAAAGCAGACAGAAGAAUCAUUGCUUCCACCUUUCUCUUACCAGUAAGAAUACUCAGGAACUGCGAAAGACAGGACUAUAACAUUGAAACAUCAUUUUCCAUGAGAAUGUCACAAAGGACACAGCAGCUCUUGUCACUGCAUCUAAUUGUCAGUGGGUCAGAUUUGGAGGAUGGUGUGGAGAAUAUAAGGGACAUUUUGUCUCAGGAAUGCAAAAAUUUUACUGACCAGUUAAGAACAGUGGAAGGGCAACAAGAUAUGGGGAAACAGUUUCAUCGAUGACUUACUGAGCCCAGAGCAGACCAGAAGUGAGAUAGUGAAAAGGAAAUACAAAUUAAGUUUCCACCAGUUAUUUUUUGAGUGGCUGCUUUGUGCCAGGCACUAGGGAUACAGUGGAAAAUAAGACCAUACCUUCAGUUUCACGGACGACACAAACAGUGACACUGGUACGAUCAGUGCUGUGUGAUGUUAAGGAGUACCUGGCCCAACCUUGGAUCAGGGAAGGCUUCUGAGA